AGUGAAAGGAGGAGUUAUCCUGGAGAGAAGCCAUAUAAAUGUACUGAGUGUGGUAAAUGCUUCAAACGGAAUUCUUCUCUUGUGUUGCAUCACCGAACUCACACUGGAGAAAAGCCUUAUACUUGUAGUGAGUGCGGAAAAUCUUUCUCCAAGAACUACAACCUGAUUGUGCAUCAAAGGAUCCAUACAGGAGAGAAGCCGUACAAAUGCAGUAAGUGUGGAAAAGCAUUCAGUGAUGGGUCGGCUCUGACACAACACCAGAGGAUUCAUACAGGUGAAAAACCGUAUGAAUGUCUAGAAUGUGGAAAAACCUUCAACCGGAAUUCAUCCCUGAUUUUGCAUCAAAGAACUCAUACAGGGGAAAAACCAUACAGAUGUAAUGAGUGUGGGAAACCCUUCACGGACAUCUCCCACCUCACUGUGCAUCUCAGAAUCCACACUGGAGAGAAGCCUUAUGAGUGCAGUAAAUGUGGAAAGGCUUUCCGAGAUGUUUCAUACCUUACCCAGCAUGAGAGAACCCACACUGGAGAGAAACCAUUUGAAUGUGUGCAGUGUGGAAAAUCCUUCAAUCGCAGCUCUCACCUCCUUGUGCAUCGAAAAAUCCAUUCUGGAGAUAAACCCUAUGAGUGUAAAGAAUGUGGGAAAACAUUCAUUGAGAGUGCAUACCUCAUCAGGCACCAGAGGAUUCAUACUGGUGAGAAGCCCUAUGGCUGUAACCACUGUCAGAAACUUUUCAGGAACAUUGCUGGCCUUAUCAGGCACCAGAGGACUCAUACUGGUGAGAAACCCUAUGAAUGUAAUCAAUGUGGCAAAGCUUUCCGGGACAGCUCCUGUCUGACCAAGCACCAGAGAAUUCACACUAAGGAGACUCCAUACCAUUGUCCGGAAUGUGGGAAAUCCUUUAAGCAGAACUCUCACCUGGCUGUACAUCAGCGACUCCAUAACAGGGAGGGUCCCAGCCAGUGUCCUCAGUGUGGGAAGACAUUUAGAAGGAGCUCGUCCCUUGUCCAACAUCUGAGAACGCACACUAAGGGGCAGCCUGUGGAAACAUAAUGAUUUGUGGCCAUAGUUUUGUCCUAUUUCUUAGAACAUGCUCAAAAACCUUCAUGAAAGAGUUGUCUUCAGAUAGGACUUUUCUCCUUGGUGACAGAAAAGAAUAUUUUAAAUUAACCUGUGGGAUUGAUGAAUACGAAACAUUCUUUAUGAUAAAUUUUCAUUGGGGAACUCAAGUAGAGAAUAUUGGAAGGUAACGAACAUGUAAAAAUUUUUUCAACAGUGAUUCAGCCUGGUUUCAGACACCAGGGCACAUAUACUGGAAUGAAACGUGGGUGUGAGGAAGGCACUUCCCUGAAGAUGUGUGUCCACUUCUGCGUAAGAAUAGUUAGACUGGAAAGAGCCUGGUGAAUAAAACUAAUUGGUGUGAGGGAUCAUGGUUUUACAGGAGUAAACUCUUACUACAGUCCAAACUUGUGGCUAAAAUCAUGAAGAGAAACUUUGGGCAGGAGCUUUACCUGUUUUAUUUUCCUCAUAUUAGCAAAGUUGUGAGGUGAGAGUUCCCACACAGUGUUUCACCCCCAUAUAAACCACAAUUUUUUAGGUUUUUCUCUUUGAAGGUAUUUUUGUGUUAUGCUCAUU
Messenger RNA from Ochotona princeps (American pika), 1635 nucleotides. RefSeq names its product zinc finger protein 329 (gene ZNF329). Lineage: Eukaryota; Metazoa; Chordata; Mammalia; Lagomorpha; Ochotonidae. The record is from RefSeq and is a predicted model, not a curated record. Gene Ontology annotation, molecular function: DNA-binding transcription repressor activity, RNA polymerase II-specific. The annotation marks the transcript as partial. The transcript has a single exon. Gene Ontology annotation, biological process: negative regulation of transcription by RNA polymerase II.